Messenger RNA from Astyanax mexicanus (Mexican tetra), 969 nucleotides. RefSeq names its product B-cell receptor CD22-like. The coding region runs from base 39 to 500 and encodes 153 amino acids. NCBI's taxonomy places the organism in Eukaryota, Metazoa, Chordata, Actinopteri, Characiformes, Acestrorhamphidae. The record is from RefSeq and is a predicted model, not a curated record. The transcript is spliced from 5 exons.
CAAGGAACGUCUCAGUGUCCAACAGUUCCUCUGGUGAAAUGGUAAAUCUGACCUGUAGCAGUGAUGCUAACCCACCUGUGGAGAACUACACCUGGUUUAAAGAAGGUGGAGACUCACCUGUAGGAUCUGGACAGAGUUAUGUUCCUCUACAGAGUGGAUCCUACUACUGCCAGGCUCAGAACCAACAUGGAGCUCAGAGAUCAGCUGCUGUUUCAGUGGUUUCUGACAUUCUGAAGAAUUACUAUCAAUCGUUGAUUCUAUACAUAGCUGUUGGAGCUGGUGGAGUUUGUGGGCUUGCAAUCACAUUUAUCACUGUGUUUUUCUGCAUGAGGAGCAGGAGAAAGAGGCAGGCUGGAAACGUGGAUGAACAAAUCUAUGCGAAUGUCAUGCGAGAGACCCGUCCUCCUCAUAAUGAUGAUAAUAAUGAUGAUAAUGAUGAUGAUGAUGAUGAUGAUAUUCUAGACUACGAGAACGUUCCGGAUUCGAGGAAGCAACACUGAGACUGUUGCCAAACAAAACAUCAACAACAGCUGGACAAAACACAGUAUGGAAAUUCUAUUCUAUUCUAUAAACUACAGACAACAUUUCUCCCAAAUUCCAAAUAAAAUAUUGUAAUUUAGAGCAUUUAUUUACAGAAAAUGAGAAAUGUCUGAAAUAACAACAAAAAAGAUGCAGAGAUUUCAGACCUCAAAUAAUGCAAAGAAAACAAGUUCAUAUUCAUAAAGUUUUAAGAGUUUAGAAAUCAAUAUUUGGUGGAAUAACCCUGGUUUUUAAUCACAGUUUUAAUUCAUGCAUCUUGGCAUCAUGUUCUCCUCCACCAGUCUUACACACUGCUUUUGGAUAACUUUAUGCUGCUUUACUCCUGGUGUAAAAAUUCAAGUAGUUCAGUUUGGUGGUUUGAUGGUUUGUGAUCAUCCAUCUUCCUCUUGAUUAUAUUCCAGAGGUUUUUAAUUUGGUAAAAUCAAAGAA